AUGCCUCUUGGCGGAAUCGACGCGUGCAAGCGGGCUCUGCGAGUGACCCGUGCGCAAUUCCAGCGUGGCGUGGGGGAUCUACGCGAAAUUAUUCGAAAGCGUAGCAAAGGCGUCAAGAAGACUAGAGGUCAAUUACGCAAACUGGAGGCGAAGGGGAAGGAACUAGGCGGUGCGCUGUCGGAGGAGGUGUCAGACGGCAGCUCAGUGCUGUGCGAUACUUCUUCCGAUAGUGAUAGUGAUAUGGUUUCCGAUGAUAUGAAGGCGGAGCCAUCAUCCACCUCAUAUAACGACAUUGGAAAGAAAGUGGCAUCCAGCGAGCAAGCGCCUAAGGCAAAGGCAUCGGCGGCCGGUAUGCCGAAAGCGCAAACUGGGCCCACUCCCAAAGCCAAGGCCAAAGUUGUUGAGGGUCAGGCGCCGUCGUCCGGUAGGCGGAGCAAGCAGGGUUUUCUUGAGGUCUCCCCAGGGGAAGACGCUCCGUUGCACAACGGCAGACCCAACGCCGAAGGUGUUAGGUACCCUGGUUUCCCCAAAGGGGAUGCCAGGCGUUGUGAGGCGUGCGAGCAGCUUCGGCGAGGUUUUCCUAGCUCCGGUAAAAAGCACCGACUAGAGUGCGCCUGGAAGGUUCGCGGUUAA
Symbiodinium pilosum is the source of this 633-nucleotide messenger RNA. NCBI's taxonomy places the organism in Eukaryota, Dinophyceae, Suessiales, Symbiodiniaceae. The record is from the annotation of a GenBank genome assembly.